Trichoplusia ni (cabbage looper) is the source of this 841-nucleotide messenger RNA. RefSeq names its product deleted in malignant brain tumors 1 protein-like. NCBI's taxonomy places the organism in Eukaryota, Metazoa, Arthropoda, Insecta, Lepidoptera, Noctuidae. The transcript has 6 exons. The record is from RefSeq and is a predicted model, not a curated record. Gene Ontology annotation, cellular component: plasma membrane. Bases 1 to 594 code for a protein of 197 amino acids.
AUGGGAUGGCUGGGCAUGACUCUAAAAGCUGAUGAAGACGGAAUAUUCGAUACGGACGGUGUUCAGGUACCGGGUACGGAAUGCGACUACCAGUUCAGCCGGUCAGGUAGCCGGCCGACGCAUGGGCGUCUCUACAGCCCCCGGUACCCGUCCAUAUACCCUAACAAUGUGAGGUGCUCUUACCAUUUUCAUGCUAGACCAAAGGAACGCGUGAAGAUCGUAUUCGAGGAAAUAGCCCUUCAAAAGGGUGACAUAAGCUGUUUGCGGCGUGCCGACAUCAUCAAAGUGUUUGAUGGAAGAGACACGAACUCACCAGCCAUAGCCAUGCUGUGCAACGAGCUUACAGGCUAUGAGGUGCUGUCGACGGGUCCAGCGCUGCUUAUCCAGUUCACAGCGAACUCUGCCACCCCUGGCCAGGGGUUUGCAGCCACUUUCCUCUUCCAACCACCUCCUGAUUCGACAGCUGCGGAUUCGGAUCGACUACUAAAACUAAGUUUCGGCAAAGCCUUCGAGUCUCUUGGGCCUGAAGUGAGCGCCACUAGUAAGUACAGCCUUUGCCAUCAUUUAUUCAAUACUGUUCAAUAUUGCAGGUAAGUGCGUGCAAACAGGAGGUACCUGUGUAAAAUGGGCAGCUAUCUGUCCUUACCUUAGGGAAUUUUAUAUUUAACGGCUUUACGGUUGUAUGGGGAUAUUACUAACGGGAUCCCUAUAAAGACUUAAUGAAAAAAUAUGGAAUUUGGAUGCCCAUGAGAACAUUUACCUAAAUAGCUCUAUUAAAUACUUGGCAAACUACAUAGAGGUCCAAGUGGACAAUAAUAUUCACGUAAGUUAAGUAAAAUUA